AUGUCAAUGGUUGUAGCCGCCUCCAACUCGAAGAAAUCACGGCCAUCAUCAUCAUCAUCGUUUUCUUCGUUGCCAGAUGACGUUGCAUUGAAGUGCUUAUUCCGCGUUCCGAGAUGCUACGACCUAAACCUCUCUUUGGUCUCCAAAACCCUAAGCAUACUGAGACGGCCCACUAGCUACUGGAUCACUUUCUGUCCGGGUGAGAAGACCACUGACUAUCAGUUGGAGAAGAAACCUCUGUCGUUGGCGGAUGUCCCGAGGCCUUGUCUUGGUUAUGCAGUCUCUGUGGGAUCAGAGAUCUAUUUCAUUGGUGGAAGAAGCUUCCCCUCCACGGAGCUUUGGAUCCUUGAUACUCGAUCUGAUCGUUUACGUACGGCUCCAAGCAUGAAAGUGGGUCGGUCCGCGGAGUAUAAAGUAGCAGUGGGAGUGGUCGAGGGGGAGAUAUACGACGUAAUUGGAGGAACUGAUGAAGAUAGCCAGGUGGAAGUGUUUGAUCCAGAGACGCAAACGUGGGAGUUUGCAGACGAUGAGAAAGUGAAAUGUGAAUGGGAGUUUAGCGUGUCUAUGAAGCAAAAGGUUUAUAUGGUGGGCCUGGGUGGGAGAGUCAGCACGUAUAGUCCGAGAGAAGGUAUAAACAGUGAAACGACGGAGGUGCUAGGUUAUGUGAACUUCUUGUGUGUGCUCAAGGUUUGGACCAGAGUGGUUGAUCGUGAUGGAAAUGAUGGGAAGUUAGAACUUUAUUCAUCUACUGCUGAAAAAAUGGAGGAAUACGAGGGAAUGAUUGCGUUUUUUUGGCCACUACCUAAUAUUGAUCGAACGAAGAAUGAUCUUAUCUGUAAACUGAUCGCAUUGGAUAGGCUAGGAGAAAAUAUUCGUGGGAGGAUUGAGUGGUCUGGUAUUGCGGCCACAUUGCCGCAUAACAUUCUUUUGAAGGAUUGUUUAGUUGUUGCCGGUUGA
Molecule: messenger RNA, 957 nt
Organism: Brassica napus (rape)
Lineage: Eukaryota; Viridiplantae; Streptophyta; Magnoliopsida; Brassicales; Brassicaceae
Product: F-box/kelch-repeat protein At2g22050-like
Exons: 3
Coding region: 1-957 (318 amino acids)
Molecular function (GO): protein binding
Source: RefSeq, a predicted model, not a curated record